AUGAAUCCAACAUCAGGCCAAUCAAACCCUCAUCAAACCACAUUUCCACCUUUUCACUAUCAUGUACCAGCGGGCCAUCCUCAAGUCACACCCUACCAUCAAGCAGUCAAUCGACUUUAUGACACCAUGCCUGCUCAACAUCAUUACUUUCCUCCAGACACCCCCUACCAUCCAGCAGUUCAUCAACGGUACGAAACCACUCCCACCACAGCACCACCAAAUCUGUAUCCUGUACCAAUUGGGCAACCUCAACACACCCCCAACCCCAAUCACUUGUUUCACGGUGAUCCUCCACCUUUAAAUCUUACAGUUUCACCUUCACAUCACAAUCUCUUGCUAUACCAACAAUCACACCCUAACCCAUCUCCCCCACAUCUUAAUGCCACAAGCUCUGAGGUGUCAAAGUAUGCUAAUCGCCGUAAAGAAAAUCUAUCACUUCCACCCUCAUCAACUAGCUACAACCUUCUCCAAAACUAUCAGCACAAUUCAAGCUCAUCUAAACGAGCACGCCAUACGCUUCUAACUGACAAAGACUCCAAUUUAAAUUACAACAGCAAGGGUGAGGAUGAUGAUGGGAAUGAAGGCAAACAAAACAACUAUGAAUUUCCUGACGACCACUCGGAGGAUCCCUUUGCUAAAGAUGACGAUGACGCAUCAUCUGAAGAUCUUCCGCUAGAGGACUCGUUCAACCAACGUAGCAGGCAGAACACCCCUAGUACUGCCUCCAAAACUCCUGGGAUGCUCAAUGCAACUGACUUUGCUAUGUUUCAACAAAUUACGUCCCAGUUCGCUAUCCAAAAAGAAGAUAUUACCCGCGUGCAACAUGAACCCGAAGCACGUAGACGAGACCUUGCCGUGGUAUGUAUGGUAGCUGAGAUGAUAGGUCAUGUCCGUGAUCUAAAGGCCCUUGUACAAUCUGGUCCUUCUACUGGGAGCCAGACGACUACGAUGCCUGUCACAAUUGUUCAUGAUGAGUGGAAGGAUAGUGAAAAACUACGAAACAUGAUAAGAACCCGCAUCCAGAAAUCCAUCGGUCAAUCAAAGACCGAAUCAUAUAACGGUAAUUUAACUAAAAAAGCUCAGCCAGUCGAGUUCUCACUUGAGAAGCGGGUGAUGAACUACCUUUGUAAACAUGCAAACGACGAAUUCAACCUUGCUCACCUCCCUCUGGACUUCUGCAAAGGCAAUGUCAAGUCCAUCCAGCUUACUCUCAAGGUCAUCAAAAAGAUAGCCACCUAUCAACACAGUGUGUUUUGGGAGAAGAUCCUCACCAACCUAUUGAUGAAGAAUAGGACUCGAUCUGGCGCAGUCCCGAGUCUCAAGGGGCUAAUCAGCAUGAUUGUCCGUAGCCGAAACCCUGACGUCGAUUAUCGCACAGACGAUCAGAUCUAUGCCAAAACUUCAUUAGAGGACAAACUUUGUUAUGCGUUGAUUCGUAUAAUUGGUAUCCAGUAUCUCCGCACCCCCACCAUCGCGAUCGAUGGCCAAAAACAACAUCGGCCAAAGUCGAUGUGGGUUUGGGGUGAUAGACAGUUGGUGGCGUUGUCAAAAGACCCCAAAGAAGGGUGUGCUCGGUUUUAUGAAAUCCUCAUGGAUCUUGAUAAAGAAUUCGACGGGUUGCGCAGUUUAUCUACCAUCGAAGAGCAGACAGGGCGCAAACUCCAACUACCUCGACAUAUGACGUACACGCUCCCCGAUGUGAAAGAUCAACAACCAGUAGUGACAAGAGACAAUUUAGUAGAAGAAGAAGAAGAAGAUUUAGAGGAAGAAGAAGAUUUAGAGGACGAUGAUGAUGUAGAGGAAAAUCAUCAACAAUAG
Melampsora larici-populina 98AG31 is the source of this 1818-nucleotide messenger RNA. RefSeq lists its product as uncharacterized. The transcript is spliced from 9 exons. The record is from RefSeq and is a predicted model, not a curated record. Bases 1 to 1818 code for a protein of 605 amino acids. Lineage: Eukaryota; Fungi; Basidiomycota; Pucciniomycetes; Pucciniales; Melampsoraceae.